This is a messenger RNA of Ananas comosus (pineapple), 1678 nucleotides long. RefSeq lists its product as uncharacterized. The transcript is spliced from 10 exons. Bases 119 to 1267 code for a protein of 382 amino acids. The record is from RefSeq and is a predicted model, not a curated record. Lineage: Eukaryota; Viridiplantae; Streptophyta; Magnoliopsida; Poales; Bromeliaceae.
ACCAACCAUCCAUUCGCCCGCGCCAUACACUUCUCUUCUAUCAAGCAAGCAAAGAGAAAAGACGCACCAAGAAACCAAAAGAAAAAAAAAAAAAGAAAAAAAAGAAAAGAAGAAUACAAUGGCGUCGGCUCCUUUUUCGGCCCACGGCUUUCUCCUCCUCCGCCGCCGCCGCUCGGCGUCGCAGCCGCUGCUGACCUUUCACCCCUCUCCGAUAUCCGGCGCUGCUGCUCCGGCGAUGAAAGCAUGGUCUGCUCGCUGCUUCUUUCGGCGCUCUUGCUCUUACUCUUACUCGGCCCGCUUCCGACGUAUGCAGAGUUUUUCUCGAUUUGAUUUUCAAAUCACUAAGGCAUCAGUUUCUGGAUUAGAACCUUCCAAUGAUGACAAUGAAAUCAAUGAGAUGCUCGAAGGGUUAGAAGCGAAACCAAGUAGUCCAGGGACAUCAUUCCUGGCUAAAUUAGCAGUUGCUGUGGGCAUUGCGGCAACAGUUACUCUGAUAUCUGUUUACUUGAAGUGGCCUUCUUCAGGAACAUCCUUCAGUUUUCUGCAUUUUGUUGAUGACUCAUCACAAUCAAAUCCACUGCCAUCUCCAGUCGGCUUUACCUUGGAGCUCUUUGGAAAUAAAAUUGUACUUCCAGAACGUACUCUAGGGUGGAUCUACUUUUGGUUGCUCAUGGCUGCUGGUUGCGGACUUUUUAUUAGUGAAGAGGCUCUUAAUAUUUGGGUCGGCAUAUCUUUAGCGCGGAGUCUUUCUUUAAAUGGGAAUUGGCAAACUUUGGCUACCUCACUUUCUGCUAAUGCGCCUUUCAUUGUCUCCACUGUUUUAUGGGUAUACUGGGGAGUUUGUAUCAGUGAUAUGAUUCCAUUCUACCUAGGGAGAGCAUUUAGGCAGACCAAGGCAUCUGAGAAUCUACUUAGCAAGCUAGGAAUCGGCAAAGAGAAAGCUCUAAGUAUAACGCGAGUUGUACAGAAAUAUGGCAACCUCAUUGGCUUUGUUGAGCGAUUUUCACUUGGUGUACGUAAUCCUACAGCAUUUCUAGCCGGUGCAUUGGGCAUAUCAGCGGACUGUUUUUUUGCCGGAGUUUGCUGUGGCGGUCUAAUUACUCUUCCUCUUCAGUUGGCUGUCGGAUUCUUGCUAAGAGAACGGCCAGUCGUGGCACUUGCUAGUGUUGCAGCAGCUGUGGGCAUCUGGACCAUAUUUCCAUACUUGAUCGCUGCGUCAACAGCACUGUUCCUUUUCCUUCGCCAACACCGUUCCAGUUCCAACUGAUGUGUACCCCACGAAGAUCUUCUUUGCCCUUUGCAAGUCCUAAGAUUUCUAGGCAGGGAGUAUUGAAAUUUACAGACAUCGUUUAGUGACCCUACAAUGUUCUCAAUCAAUCAAUGUUGAUUGAGAUACAUUUUUAAUCACUAAAAGGAUUAUAAGGAGUGUAGACCUUUCCUUGUCCCAUUGCAUUGCAAUUCAAGUUUUAUGGUACAUUUAUGAAGUACCACUCUGAAAACUUUUGCUUAGCCAUACAUUAUUAUGUAUAAUUUUUUUUCUCUGCAAUUUUUCUUUCUUUUUUUUUUUUUUUUUUUUUUAGUAUGCUAGACAGACUUUUUACUGUAAUACAUGUUGCUGCAUUAACUGGAGUAGCAAAUAUUAAAUUUUAUAAAUAUGGUUGCAAAGCACAUUUACUUU